CCUUCCCCCCUUUCUGGGUUGUUCAUGCCUGGGAAGCGGACGGGUGGAGCAGCGGCAGCAGCGCCCGCCCCAAUCGGGAGGCGAAGAAGAGGAGGAGGAGGAGGAGGUCGUCCGUUCGCCCCUCUCUGCCUGCUGCUCCUCCGGAGAGAGGCCUGGCCGGGUGAGGCCGGCACUAAGCCCCGUUGGUCUCCGCCCGGAGGAGCCUCGCCUCCUUUCUUCCCCCAACUCGGCAGGCCCCGAAGUGCAGAGCCAUCGGCGGGACUGGAGACGGCGGAGAGCCUCCGCUUGCUGCUUCCUCCACCACCUCCUCCGUUUCCAAGCCCGGCUCUGCUUUGGCGCCCGGGAACCCCGAGGGACGAAAAGGCGGGGAGAGAUCCGCCGCGGACGGGAAAAUGAACCACCAGCAGCCCAGGCAGGCGACGAAAAUGUCGACCUCCCCGCCGGCGGCGGUAUCCGGGGAAGGGCAUUUGGUGAGCCGGCAGAGGAAAUUGGAGUCCAUGAUCCGAGACCCCAGAUCCCCGGUCAAUGUGGAAAGUUUGUUGGAUGGUUUAAAGUCCUUAGUCCUUGAUCUGGAUUAUCCAGCACUGAGGAAGAACAAAAACAUAGACAAUUUCCUUAACAGAUAUGAAAAAAUUGUACGAAAAAUGCGUGAUCUUCAAAUGAAAGUGGAAGAUUAUGAUGUUGUUAAAGUGAUUGGAAGAGGAGCAUUUGGUGUGGUACAGCUGGUUCGCCAUAAAAUAACGCAGAAAGCGUAUGCCAUGAAGCUGCUAAGUAAAUUUGAGAUGUUAAAAAGGUCAGAUUCAGCUUUCUUCUGGGAAGAGAGAGAUAUAAUGGCCUUUGCCAAUAGUCCAUGGGUAGUUCAGGUAUGGAUAUUUCUUGUGUACAAAGUUCCAUGGUAAUUUAAGGGAAAAUAUAAAUAAAU
Thamnophis sirtalis is the source of this 922-nucleotide messenger RNA. The record is from RefSeq and is a predicted model, not a curated record. Lineage: Eukaryota; Metazoa; Chordata; Lepidosauria; Squamata; Natricidae.